Messenger RNA from Serendipita indica DSM 11827, 2496 nucleotides. NCBI's taxonomy places the organism in Eukaryota, Fungi, Basidiomycota, Agaricomycetes, Sebacinales, Serendipitaceae. The record is from the annotation of a GenBank genome assembly.
AUGGAGUCCAUUCUCAACGUUUUAAUCCUCGGCGGGAGUAGUGUUCGAUAUACGCUCUCCCAGGUCAAAAUACUUGAGAAGAUACUUGACCGCAUCAACCACGACUGCCCGGAGUUACCAGAAUUCCGCGCGAUUGCCGAUGUAUUCCGUGUAAUGGUUGCAAAUGGACCUAGUAGCUUCGUGAUAUUUCUAUUUGCUCUACGAGCUACUCCGGCGGAUGUGGCGAAGGAGCUCAGUAUUCUUCUUCAAGAUGUAUUCGACUGUGACGACCUCUCCCCCAACGAGCGUACCUGGCGGCUGGAACAGCAUGUCUAUAGGAUGCUAGAUUCAUACAAUCUCCCUAGGGAUACGACUUUACGUCAGUUGGCAGAGCUAAAGAAUACGCCACUCCUGAUCUUUGGGUGCAGUCUUACGAGAGAUCUGGCCUCAUUCCGAUCAUUAUCGACACGCGCGCUGAGCGGAGCUCCUUCUUACUGCGACACCACUGUAGCUCACGCCCUCCUUGCCACUUCUGCGUCUGUUCCCUGGUUCACACCAGUCAGCAUUGGGGCCGGGAAUCUUUCAGAGGAGCACAUAUCGUCCACAAACAUCUAUCCAAAUCCCAUUAAAAUAAUUCACCUCCUGCGCACCACGUUUGGGGAUGAGAUCCGACUAUCUUCGAUUGUCAUUCUCGGUAGCGGGGCCUUACCUGCAAUCGAGCAUAACGCGCCGCCCACUAUGGUGUAUAGAGGCAUCGAAGAAGCAGGUAUCGAAGAUUUUCACAGAUUACAUCUGGGGACAUCUCGGUGUUUUCAUUUCACAGUCGAACCCGGUAUGGUCAGGUACGAUGGGAGUCCUGCGCCUGACCUUCCAACAAUCAUUUCGCAUACAGUGCGCUAUCUCGAGAAACCGGUGGUUGAAAAACAAUUGGAACUUCUCGGAGCGGCCAUGGGCGGACAACUUCGAGCUCCUAUGCCGACAUUGGGCAGCCUAGCCAAUCCCUUUCCGGCACUUGAACGUACUAAGCCCGCCGCUUUCCCUUGUUGCAAAGAUGUCACAAAAUGGGCAGAAGAUCCCGGCGCAUCUCCCCGGAUUCUCAUUGUCACGGAUAUUCCGGCGGCAACCAAUGCCAGUAUCAGAGGCCAUCUGAUUGGUCAUCUGAAAAAAUAUCUCGCCUUUGAUUACUCCUUCCCACAAGGUGCCUCGGAACCUUCCACCCCCCGCAAUCUGUGUUACCAAGUGAACCCGAAGGUUUGCUCUAAAUUUGUCCAUCUGAGGCCCUCGCUGCGAGCAAUAAUGCCCCAUCUCCCUUUCAUUCGUGAGCACGAUCUACGGAUGAACUGGGAGAUGUUGGUAGUAGAUCCGCUCCGGCGGCUAGAUCGUCCUUUGGUUAUUCUGGAGAACUUGGAGGAAUGCAAUGCUGUGGAUCAGGCCGAUUUCACCUCACUCCUCCUCGAAACCUUUGGCCCAAACGCCAUACUGCCUAAAUCGAAGGUCAUUAUUAUAGCCCGCUCAGUAACGUCACCGGUUGUGGCAGCACUCUUGCGCUCUCCUCAUGCUGGGACCUUGACCCCCGCAUUACCUGCAGCUACUGACCCAGGGUGCAGCGCCCAUGAUAACAAUACUCAGCCCGAGCCACUUCUGAACCACUCUUCUCGCGUCGAGGUAUGCAGGGCACUGAAUUGUCGCGGGUCAAUUCAUCUCAAACAAGCGUACGCUGCGGCCUUUACUGUGGCACCACACGACCCGGCCUUCUGCAAUACCCCAAUUAAUCGGGUCCUCCGUCGUAUAUUCAUGGCAUCGACCCCACGAAUCACAAUGAGCACCUUCUCCCCUGUUGGAGACUCAGUCUUCACUGGACAUGUGGAUCGGAACAUUCGUUUAUGGACGCCUGGAUCCUUGUUGCCAGAGACGUUCUCUGGGCACACAGGUCGCAUCACUGUCAUCAGCCCUGCCCCCUAUGGUAGUCGAUUCGCCUCAGGGUCAGCUGAUAACAGUGUACGUAUAUGGCAUAAGGAUGCAGCCUCAGUGCGUUGUGAGGUUAUGACAGGUCACCGGGACCAAGUAUCGUGCCUCGACUGGUCACCCUCUGGCGAAUAUCUCGUCUCGGGCUCAAUGGAUCACACGCUUCGCCUGUGGAAUACUCAGCGCGGAGACAAGAUUGGCAAAGAGAUCUCGGAUGACCUUGGUCCCAUCACGUCUGUAAAGUUUAUGUCCAACGGUAGCCACUUCGCUUGCAGCUCUUCCACCGGCGACCUUGCUGUAUUCUCAGCACCAAAGUGCGAGCUUCAGGCUCGAGUUGCGCUGUCGAUUGUCAUUCAUCAGAUUGCAUGGGACAAUGGGCGGCUUCUUGCUGUACUUGAGGACGGCACUGUUCAAGUAUGGACCCUUGACGUCGAUCGAAGGAUUCUUACAUUGAUUUCGACCAUUAAACACCCGCCUAUCGAUCCUCACCACAGCCUAGUAACAUCAUCUCCGACAAGCAUCGUCGCUCCGGCGUCCUGCUACCCAGGAUGA